Molecule: messenger RNA, 5575 nt
Organism: Python bivittatus (Burmese python)
Lineage: Eukaryota; Metazoa; Chordata; Lepidosauria; Squamata; Pythonidae
Source: RefSeq, a predicted model, not a curated record
GCUGCCGCCUCAGCAACUUCGUUCGCCCUGUCGCUCCGCGGAGCCGGCUCUAUGGCGGCGCUGCGGGGGCUCUUGGGCUGGCGUCGUUGUCGCCUCCCCCCGGAGACGGCCCCCCGCCGGCCGCUGUGGGGCCUGAAGGCCGCCGGCUCCGGCCGCGAGGGGAGCCCGAGUGGAGUGAGCAUCGCAGCCGCGGGGGCUGCUGGCGGGGCGCUCGCUUGGUUCGCCUGCCACCACUUCUAUGACCGCCGCCCCCGCCAGUCGCCCCCGGCGCUUGGGCUCGGCAGCCGGAGGGAGGGUGGAGAAGAAGCCGGGGCGCCGAGCCAAGGCCGGGGACUGCUACCCAUCCCUGUGGCGACCGCUGCCAAGGAGACGACGGUCACAGAAAACAGACCAGAUCAUGAAGAUCUAGAUCUUUAUGCAACAUCCCGGGAGCGACGGUUUCUAAUGUUUGCCAGUUUAAAAUUUGAAGGGCAGCUAUUUAUGACACCAUAUGAUUUCAUCCAGUCUGUUACAAGUGAUGAACCGAGACGGACCAAACAGUGGAAUACCCUUUCAAAACAGGAAUUGAAUCAGAUACUUGUUGAAACUCCACCAGUUUGGAAAGGAUCAUCAAAACUCUUCAGGAAUCUCCAAGAAAAAGGUAUAAUUUCUUACACGGAAUAUCUGUUUUUACUAUGUAUCUUAACAAAACCACAUGCUGGUUUUAGAAUAGCAUUCAACAUGUUUGAUACAGAUGGAAAUGAAAUGGUGGACAAAAAAGAGUUCUUAGUGCUGCAAGACAUAUUUAGAAAGAAAAAUGAGAAAAAAGAAAGAAGAGGAGAUGAAGAAAAGCGUGCUAUGCUGCAUCUCCAGCUUUAUGGAUACCACAGUUCAACUAAUGCUGUGCUCAAAACAGCUGGAGAAGAUCUUGUUCCAAGAAGCUAUUGGGACACUCUGAGACGUAGCACAAGUCAGGCACUCUUUUCAGACCUCACAGAGCGUGCAGAUGACUUUUCCAGUUUACAGUCUGAUACUACAUUGCUGAUACACUUUUUUGGAAAGAAAGGAAAGGCUGAGCUUAACUUUGAAGAUUUUUACAGGUUUAUGGACAACCUCCAAACUGAAGUUCUUGAGAUAGAAUUCCUUUCCUAUUCUAAUGGAAUGAACACCAUCAGUGAGGAAGACUUUGCUCAUAUACUAUUAAGAUAUACAAAUGUGGAAAAUACAUCAAGCUAUCUGGAAAAUGUGCGCUGCAGUAUCCCAGAAGAACAAGGCAUUACAUUUGAUGAAUUCAGAUCAUUUUUCCAGUUUUUGAACAAUCUAGAAGAUUUUGCAAUUGCAAUGCAAAUGUACAAUUUUGCAAAUCGUUCAAUAGGACAAGGGUUACAAAAACAUACAGAAAUAUACCACUUUCAAAUCCUGUGUGAAGAAGGAACUCAACAGCAGACAAUGAAAAACUCCACAUAUGGGUUGAAGAACUGCUGCGUUUGUGUGAUGACUGUAAUAGGCAAGCACUUCAGAAAGCUUUGGAAGCACUUUCUGAAUCAAAAUAUGCUGAGAUGAAUGCCAAGUCAUGUCUACUUUUGAUCAGUGUUAAUGUUUGGUACCUUUUUUUUCUUUUGCAAACUGACUACAGAAAUCAGGAACAGACCAAUACACCAAACAUUUUUUAGCUGAAACCAUAUCUCACAAUCCUAGACAAGCACUCUACCUGUAUGAUCCGAAGUAAGACUCAUCUGAUAUUUUCAUACUUGCUGCUUCUCCUGCAAGGGAUUCAUAUGUAUCUUCUUUUAAUGUUUAAAAAUUAGUUUCUGACUGGUCAUCUGCUGAGCAAUCCCAUCCAUUCUUACUUGCUUUCACUUUCUUCCACCAGACUAGGAUUAUGAUUUAAUAAUGCUUUUCCCCAGUAUUAUCUUUCACUUUGAGCCUGUGCUAGUGGAGAAAUUUGGGAUAGAAGUCCUUAAAACAAAUACAGAAGUGCAUACAGUUACAUGUGAAAAUGCUUUAAAAGCUUUUCAGUGCAGAAAGGCCACAGCAAUCUAAAAACUUUUUAUGCAGAACCCCAUGGGGAUAGACGCUUCACAUGUAGCAUGAUUUGUGCAUUCUUUACCACAUUUACCUGGGACUUUUUUUUUUUUUUUAAGUAGGAUGGGACUAUUUAAUUUUAAAUAUAAUGGUCACAAAAGUCUAUACAAAUACAGAUUUAUUUAGAAAUUUAUUUUUAAAAAGCUACUGUAGUUUAUUUUCUCAUGCCAUUCCAUUUUUAUAGUUUGUUUCUUACACUGAUUAAUGUGCCCGUAAUAAUUACAGCUAUACAGGAAGAAAUAUUCCUAUCUGGUGUUAUCACAGGAACAUGUAUUCAAAGUAUGAAAUGAGGUUCGUUUUUAAACAAAAUCUAAUUGUGUAGUUAAAAAUUGUAAAGCUGUGCCUGUUACUAUGAAUUAUUAAGACUAAUUAAGCUCUUGUUAUAGAUAGAAAGAACCUUAAGUUUUUUUUAAAGAAAAAUCUAUAGACUAUUUAAAUUGCAAAAAUCUAUAGACUAUUUAAAUUUUUUAUUCAAUCCUGGUGUUUUUCAUUAUUUGCAUUCAAAUUAAAUCAAAUAUAAGUACUUUAAUUGAGCUAAAGAAAGUAGCUUUACUCUAGCACUUUACUGUAACACUGUAGGUUGAUCAAAGCAUAUUGACUUUAAAUUUUAUAAUUAUGUGUAAUACUACAGAAAUAAAUGUGUACCUUAUUUAUUUAUUCCAGCUGUUCAUGAAACAGCUUGGAUACUAACAACUGUGAGCAGAGUUCUGUUUGCAAAAUGGAUCUCUCACCCUGUCUUCUCCCUGCUGCUACCCUGUGAGAGCUUCUGAAACCACAGACUGUGAUACUAUGAGAAAUCACCAAAGAUCUCCUUUUCAAGAGCAAAUGUCACUAUUUAGAUUCCACACUGUUCUCUUUUGUGUUUUCUUUAGAUAAUAAAUCUGGUAAAAUACUUUAGGUGUAGUAAAUGGAAGAGAAUUCAGGUAACUGACAUGCAACAUAAAAUAGCUUUUUAAACUGUUGCUACUUAUGUUUAGUUUGUUAUAACUGCAAAAGGAAUGCAAUAUCUGUAGAAAUAUUUAGUAUAUUCAGUCACAAAAUGUUAUGAAGUUUUUUUUAAUCUAUCACAUUUAUCUCUCUCAAAGCUUUCUAUAAUCAAAAAUAUUAUAAAUGUAACUUCCAUUAAUUUAUACCACUAGCUCUUUUAGGCUACAGCUCUAAAGUUGACCUUUGAGUUAGAAAUCCAAGUUCUUUUGAAGUUUGUUCUUUACACUUUUAGCAUGGUAGGGCAGAGCUGGGAGGCACGAUCCCUCCACUAAAUCCGUAGCCUCCUUGCUUCCAUCAGCCCUGAAACUGGAAGGGGUGGAGAGAGAUGGUAAUAAUUUUCUUCCCUCAUUUCUGUCCUUUUGCAGUAAUUUAAUAGGGUUUCAGCUUAUAUCAAAGACUGAGCUAUUACAGUUUCCCAAAAUAGCAAAAUAGGAUUGUCCUGGUGAUAAGUCAUGUGCAUAAAAUUAUUGAAAAUUGCAAUAAUAUUAUUUUCUUCUUUAAAAGAAACAGUUGCUAUUUUCUAAUAGCUCCUGGAUAGAUAAAUGUAGUACAAUUUUGUUUUCAUUUGUUUUCUAAGGAUUCGUUCAGAUGCUUACUAGCACCUGGCAGAGCAUGUCCACAUUUCCACCAAUGUUGGUUCCAAUUAAAUGAAUAGAUGUAUAAAUAAGCAGAGUUGAAUCACAUUGCCCCCUCCUGUACUGCCAGUUUUUGAAGGAUGCUAUGAAUGUAUGAACCAAUGUAACGGAGUAGCACUGGAUUUAUAUAUUAUCUUAUACAUAUAGCAGAAGUCAGUUACUUAUGCCAUUAUAAAUGUUUUAAUCUUACAUAGAUAUCUCAUUAUUUCACUAAAAUAGAAACAGUAAUCAUGGACUGGAGGUUUGUAUCGGCCUUGGUCUAAACAUGUUGCCAUGUGAAUAGGGAAUGCUUCUGCAGCUCCUCUAUCUCUUAAAAAUGGCUUGUAAGAUAGGGGACCUGGAGUUUCAGCUUUUCAGACUGCACAGAAAAAUACGAAAAAGAUAAAUUAAUGGUAAUCUUCUACAGGAAAAAGGGUGUCUUCCACUUCUACUUACAAGGAACCUCUUCUGAAUUAAGUUUUAAAUUAAAUUAAAUUGAGUUAAUUGAAAUCAAUGGAAUUAGAUGAUACAUAACUAAGUUUGUAGUAUCAUACUCAACUAACCAAAACAGUUCCUAAAAUGCAUACACUGAAAACAUAAAAACUGAGUCAGUCUUAAAGUAACGACUUUUAGGAACAACAAGAUAGAAGAUGAUCUAGGACAAAGUAGAUACUGGUCCAUAUGUCAAAUGGAGGGGAGAUAUUGCCAUGCUUUUAGAAAUAAGACCACUGUGAAUAAACAACAGAAUAAAAAAAUAUUUGAAUUUUUAUACAAAAUGUGCAUUUUUACAUGGCUGCUAUUAAAACCGAAUGAAGUGCAAGAUUAAUUCAGAUACUGUUUUCAUUAGAAUAAUUCCUAUCUAUAUUAUUUUAUAUAAGAAUAGAAUAAGUAAACUUAUUGUAUGUUUGAUUAUUUAGAGAAAGGAUAUGGUAGAUAGGUAUGAAAUAUGAAACAUGCUAAAGGUUGAUCGCUGAAUUUGAGUACAGCAGUAUAUAAUGUAUGUAAAGCAUGUGUGAGAAUAAACAAUUAGAGGACAAUUCAACACUGAGCAGUGAAUAAUAGAAGGAAAUGUAGUGUCCCUUUGGUUGUUUAGCAUAAACAUACAAGGAAUGCUUGCAGUGAUGUUAGAGGUGUGUUGGAUGUGAAUGUGUAUGUUUUUAUGCCAAUGACACCAUGUUAUUGGCCGAGAACUUGAAUGAUUUUCAGAGAAUGACAGAUUUGUAACACAGUGAGAAGUACAGAUGUGAAAAUUAAUAUAUCAAAGCAUAAGGUAGUUGUAGCUGACGUGGAGAAUGGAGGGAAUAAAAAUGGAAAUAAAUGGCAAAAAGUAGAGCAAGUGUAUGAAUUUGUGCACCUUGGCAGAAUGUUUAAUAAACAUGGGGAAAUGGAUGGAAACUUUUUAAGACAUGUCAGUGCUCAUAGAAAGAUAGUAGAUAGUGUCUGAUUUGUUACAAGAUAUGUUUGUUGAAAGAAGUAAAAAUGGGUGGGAAAAUAGUGUGCUUUUGCCUACUUCCUUAUAUGGAAAUGAGAUGUGUAUGUCCAGAGAAACAUAGAAGUUGAUGCUGUGUGAAUGGGGUACUUAAGUAUAUGUGUAAAACAGGAAGAGAUAGGGUCAAAAGUAAAUGGGCACUGAAUGUGAACUGAAUACAAAAAGUGAAUGACCAAUAUGAAAGAAACAUAUUGAGAUGGUUUGGUCGUAUAGAAAGAAUGAAUAACAAUCAAAUUGCAAAACAAAUAUGUAAAGAUACAGUGAAUGGGUCAAAAGAAAGGGGAAGACUGAGAAUGUUAUGGUUGAAUAGAGUGGAUAACAUCCGUACAAAGAGAUGAAGAGUUAACAAAACAAUGUGGCAGUAUAGGAAACAAGGACUAAUAAUAUCUUCUUAAGAGUAACUACAGUAAUAAGAAUAUUA